AUUUUUUUGAGCUUUCAAUAAUUUAUUUAAUUUAUUACAAUAACUUAUAUGAAGUGUAAUAUUCAUUUUUACUGUUUUUUAUAGCAAAGUCCUCCGAAUAUUCUAAGAUGGGUGUAAAUUUUUAUUAUUUGGUAUUUUUUAUCUUGCUGACUUUAAAAUAUGGAAUGUUGUCUACUGUGAGCCGCCUAGACAGUGAUAUUAAAUUAUUUCAACACCCUGAAACGUUUACUGUGGAAUCUACAGUGGUUUUGAGCGAGCUUGGUAAAGAAUUGGGUAUCAAGGUGAAGGCUAUUCUAAAUUUGAAACCGAUUUGGAGGGACACACAAAAUGAUUACCUGCUUAAAUUCAAUCUUUUGUCUCCACAGCAGCUAUCAAAAAGUAAAAGUCAUGAGUAUUUACCCCAGAAGUCUCUGUGGGACUCUUACCCUGACACAGAGUUCUAUGUUCAUUGGAAAAAUGGGAUCAUUGCUGAGGCAUACAUGUCCCCUUCAGAACCAAUAGAUGUUCUCAAUUUGAAGAAGUCCAUUUUAAGUUUAUUUCAGUUUCACAUAUUUGAAGGGGAAAGCAGUGAAACAGAUGUAUCUGGAGUCUGUAAGGUGCAAUAUGAAGCAGUUUCUCUGCACAACAUCAAAAAGAUUAAGAACAAAUGUGUAUGGAACGAUCAAGAGUUGGAUAAAGAUAUAGCCUCAUCACGGGUCACAUUAUAUAAAUUAGGAGAAGCUCUAAACAACAUUAAAGACAUCUACUCGAAGGAAGAACAUAGCCUCAAGGAUGAGUCGCUCAGAGCUCGUGCCUGGUUACAUUUACACCAUGAAACCUCCAGUGGUGAGAACCUUCCUCUCGUAGAUGGAUCCUUGGCUGAUGCAUUGCAGAAGAUACCCUCUACUCAUCAGUUAAUGCCACUGUCGAUGCAACUACCAACAGAAGACAAAGAAAAGAAACUGAAUGCCAAAGAGCUAACUGCUCUAUUGGAGAGUGCCACCGAAGCGCUGGCUUCAGAAGCGGGCGAGGGCGGCACCGUGGACGCCGCGGCGUGCGCGAUUCGCGUGCUGCCCGCACUGAGCGCCGCGUCACGUGACACCCUCGCGGCCGUGCUGACAGACACACACACGGACCUACUGCCCGUUGUAUGUCGUCUGCUCGGUCUGACCGGGACCGCCGCCGCGCACCGCGCCGCUGAGCGCGUGCUGCAGCUGCUUCGCGGGGACCCGGCCGUCGCGCUGUCGCACCACUAUCUAGAGGGGCUGGCUUUGGCGCCUGAACCUGAGGAGAGUGUGGUGACAGAAGUACUUCAAAUAGGUGAUGAGACCCCUCACAAGGACAUAGCAGAGAGCGCGUUGCUAGCGGCGGCGACGGCGGCCACACGCCUUCCGUCCCUUUCUCACGCACCAAGGAACGUACGGGACGCAUUAGUGCGCUCGCUUGCACGCUGUAAGGAUGACGAGUGUCGCGCGGUGCGUCUCCUGGCCCUCGGCAAUAUGCGUCGCAGUGACGUCACACAUAUCCUGCUCGAGCACGCCGAGCGUCCCUCGCCCGCUGCGCUCGCGGCGCUCGACGCGCUAGCGUGCGUGCCCGCACUCGACGCGCCGCGCUUAGCCCGCUUGGAGGGUGUGGCGCUGGCUUCAAGGAGUUUAGAGAUACGUGCAGCCGCUUUAGACCUUUUACUCCAAAGGACCGAGCCUAAAUCUCUUGUGGCGCUCCUCAGUUCGCUGAAUGAAACUGCGCCGUCGGAGCUUCGCCGACUCAUGUGGCAGCGCCUUAAUUUACUAGCAGAGGAGGAUCCUCGCUGGGCUACCCUUCUCGGGGAGCUACCCCUACACCUACGUGGGUGGAGUCACCGCGCGGCUGCGGGCACGUCCGCACUGCUCGUCCGCGAGGCGGGGCGCAGCGGCGACUGGCGGGCGCGGCUACAGUCGGUGCAGCUGACGCGCGCCGGGCUCCUGCGCCGCGCCCGCGUCACACUCAACACGAUGACGGCCGGUGUCAAUGAUGACACGCUCGCUGUGGAGCUAUGGGCGCGCGGCCUACAGUCGUUAGCGGGCGACGCGGACGAGGCUGACGCUGAUGAGGCGGUGUCGGGCGGACUGGCAUUUACAGUGGGCGGGGCCAGGACAAGGAGCCUCACGAUGUUCGAGAGCCAGGGCGAGCUACUAGGCCACGUAUGGGCGGGCACGGGCAGCGAGCCCACAGCGGUGCUGCGUGCGUUGCGCCCGCUAAACCCCGUGCGAGCGACGCUGCCGCUGCCCGGUGCCGUGUUGAAGCUCACCCGACUCGCCGCUGUAGCUAUUGCCAUGGAUGCGCAGGCGCAGGUGUCACUGUGGUCGCGAAACGCGCGCACAGCGUUGACGUUACGCGGCGCGGCGGUGAGCGAAACGCGCGCGGAGUUCGCGCUCGGCGGGCGUACAGUACGCGUAGCCAGCGUGCGCGCCGCAGAGCCCCGCCUACAUAUCGCGGCAGAUAUAGACUUCUACAGCACAACCGCUAUGUGCGUACGAGUCAGCACCGACCCGUACGAAGUUAUGCACAACGCAACCCUCGCAUCGAAAGUGGGCAGGUCAGAGCGGCGCGUACGUGUUGCGGCGCGCGUUGCGGGCGUGGCCAGGACGCUAUCGCUGGGCGCACUUAACGACCUCACCUGUGCUACGAUGGGGGCUCUCUGAGACUGAGCGCCAUCGCUUUCAAGCUUAGCAAGGCGACAGUUAAAAUAUUAAAUACUAGGAGAUUUUAUAAAUGGAAUGCAAGGUUUCCAUUGUCAAACUAUUUUUCCGUUUCUAGACAAAACUUUCGUUAUAAUAUGGUUUAUUGCUGGCACGCAAACUUGUCACGGAUUUAGGUAUUUAACCUACUUCUUUGAUCGAGUUUUGCCGUUUCCAAUUCGUCACUCUUCAUAUCGAUCUUAAAAUGUUCUCAUUUUCUUUGAUAGUAUAUCAAGCUCAAGAUUGUUCGUCACGGCCGUAGCUAGAGAGGGGCAUUGGGGGGCAAUGCCCUACCUUAAAAAUA
This is a messenger RNA of Aricia agestis (brown argus), 3000 nucleotides long. RefSeq names its product microsomal triglyceride transfer protein large subunit (gene Mtp). Gene Ontology annotation, biological process: lipoprotein metabolic process; lipid transport. Lineage: Eukaryota; Metazoa; Arthropoda; Insecta; Lepidoptera; Lycaenidae. Gene Ontology annotation, cellular component: basolateral plasma membrane; Golgi apparatus; endoplasmic reticulum. The transcript is spliced from 16 exons. The record is from RefSeq and is a predicted model, not a curated record. Gene Ontology annotation, molecular function: lipid binding. The coding region runs from base 108 to 2660 and encodes 850 amino acids.